Molecule: messenger RNA, 616 nt
Organism: Geodia barretti
Lineage: Eukaryota; Metazoa; Porifera; Demospongiae; Tetractinellida; Geodiidae
Source: the annotation of a GenBank genome assembly
ACUGCGAGAAUCACUCAAUGGCUGACACUUCACUUAUACUAGCCACUGAGUGCUGGGAAAAGCUGAGAGCUCAUUUUCCAUCCUCGUCACGCGAAGAAUCUGUCGCUAAGACAUUUUUCAAACUCCUCUGCUUUAGAGCUGAAGCUGCAGUGGGUCAGGAGCAGCUGGAGACAGCCAUGGAACUUCUCCAACAGGCCAGAGAGAUGCUUCACGCAUUGGAGAGUGAGGCUACCUGGCAAUGCUGUGCUACAAUCUUGGACUGGAUCUGUACCAGAAGACCUCUUACCAACACAGCGUCACCCUUCUCAAAGAGAGCUAUGAAAUAGGCAGAGGGUGUCCCACAGUUGGAGCUGUCAAACAGGCGAGAACGCUGCGACUGAUGGCUAAUGCCUAUCUGGAGUGGGACGGCCAGACUUACUGGCAGAAGGCUCUCAAUGCAGUCGGACUGGCGAAUUCAGAACACAGUCAUCCUGCUGGGCUGCUGUUGAAGACAAACAUUCUCCUCCAACAUAACGAACGACGGGCAAUCUGGCAGACUGGAGGUGACACUGCUAGAGACACUGCGACACCCCGACAUCACGGUUACCAUGGCACUGGCCACGGUGCGUCGGUGCAU